This is a messenger RNA of Physella acuta, 1240 nucleotides long. RefSeq lists its product as uncharacterized. The record is from RefSeq and is a predicted model, not a curated record. Lineage: Eukaryota; Metazoa; Mollusca; Gastropoda; Physidae.
UCGAAUGAGCUUACACAGAAUCAAUAGCAUGUUGUGUGUGGAUUAACCCCACAUUAAAUCCCUCCCAUGUCAAUUGUGCGUGAUGUGAGGUUUUUCCCAGUGCGGUAAAGUAUCAAUAUCUGGUCAAGUGAGCUCUGCUGGUCUGAGCUAUGGCUGGCCAUCUUCGUCUGCUGCUGUGUCUCAUCGUCUGCUUCGGUGUGACUCUGCUCACUCUGGUCAAUCUCUUUGAUGCCUCCGCCUGGUCCGUGGAGUACUCGUCUUGCCAGGGUGAAGGACGGCAGCUGGGAGAGAGAAUGGCGACCCAAGGGGUGCCGGUUGUCUGGGAGCCGGUUAAAAGAGAACCGGAAAUCGUGGAGGUCAAGCCUGACGUGUGGGAUACCACUGGUGCUAGAGAUUUCCUGAUCCAGUACAACAAGAUAUUGAACAACGACAGUCAGCCCAUGACGGCCGACCCUGGGAACAUUUCCAGCAUCACUGAAUGGUGGCAGGCAGCGGCCAUGAUUAACUGGUAUUUUAAUUCUUCGACCAGAUUUCAGUGCACCGACGGCUUGUCGUGGGUGGGCAAGUUGUAUGCUCUCUGCUCAGGUCGACCUUUCACCAUCAGGAAGUCAUGCUUCGUCUACUCAUUCGGAAUUAAUCACAACUUCCGGUUUGAGGAGCACAUGGAUUGGCAAGGUUGUGACGUCAGAUCAUUCGAUCCAGGGAUGAACGUCAGUGACCACUCCCGUAAAAAAUCCACACGUUUUUACAACAUGGGGAUAAGUCCAAGUAACACGGACAUAUACUCAAGGUCUGCUCAAGGUCAAGGUCAAAAAUGGAAGAUGCGAACUUUAAAGACAAUCAAAAAAUUACUCGGACAGGAAGAUCAAAUCAUAGACGCGCUUAAGCUGAACAUCGGCGGCGACGAGUGGGAGGUGCUGGCCAACCUGAUGGAGACCGACAUGUUCCGCUCCGUCAGACUUCUGCUGGUCAAGUUCCACCUGGUACCGCCGCGGACACCUAAGGAAAAUUUCGUUCUGUACUUUCAGACUUUGACCCGACUGCGCCAGAUGGGUCUACGUGAGUACUACAUCAAUGUGGACGAGCUGUCUCUCACGCCUGACCACUUCCUGUUGAAGGCGUCCGUCUUUUUUGGUAACGUCAACUUUAAAUGGUUCUAUUAAGACAUGCUCCUCAACUGUUUUAUCAUUCAACCAUUUGUAUUGAUUUUGUAUUGAUUUAUUAAACUAUCCAUCCAACA